Molecule: messenger RNA, 2846 nt
Organism: Poecile atricapillus (Black-capped chickadee)
Lineage: Eukaryota; Metazoa; Chordata; Aves; Passeriformes; Paridae
Gene: GFRA1
Product: GDNF family receptor alpha 1
Exons: 9
Coding region: 519-1928 (469 amino acids)
Biological process (GO): nervous system development
Cellular component (GO): external side of plasma membrane; signaling receptor complex
Molecular function (GO): signaling receptor activity
Source: RefSeq, a predicted model, not a curated record
CGGCUCGGGGCUGCCAGCGGCGCUGCCAGCGGCUGGCCCCGGCUGCGGGUCUCGUGUGUGCACCCCCCGCCCGCCCCCCGUGCGCUCUCGGUCCCUCCCUGGGAACAGGCGCUGCCCACCCAAGGAGGCGACCGGCGCUCCUGCCCCGCUGCCGCUCGCUUUCUCUCUCACACACAGACACACACAUACAAUACAAUACACACACACACACCCGUGCGUGCGCCUCUCGCUCCCGCACUGGAGUCAGUGCUUGUGCCUGCAGGUUGCUCAGACCUGAAAUCUAAGGGAAAAGCUCAGCGUUUGCGUCGCUGCUCCUGCCGCCGGUGGUGGUAGCGGUGAAGAGGAGAGAGGGUUGUGGGGUUUUUUUUUGCUCGGUGGCUUUUUUUUUUUGGCCCCCUUGAAUUCAAUGGAUCUGAACUUGGAGCCUUUAGACCUCGGCGGUAUUGGAAUAUCUACAUGCUGAUCAUCUUUGUUGUGACACAUCAAGUCGUUUGGGGAAACCAUCCGAAGACAGCAAGAUGUUUCUCGUUCUCUUGUACUUCGCUUUGCCCUUAGUGGAUGUACUCUUGUCUGCAGAAGUGAGCGCGCUGCCUGGAGGGGACCGCCUGGACUGCGUGAAAGCCAGCGAUCAGUGUCUGAAGGAGCAGAGCUGUAGUACUAAAUUCAGGACACUGAGGCAGUGUGUAGCCGGCAAAGAGAGCAACUUCAGCCGGGCCACGGGCCUGGAGGCGAAGGAUGAAUGCAGAAGCGCCAUGGAAGCUCUCAAGCAGAAAUCCCUGUACAACUGCCGCUGCAAGAGGGGCAUGAAGAAGGAGAAGAACUGUCUGCGCAUUUACUGGAGCAUGUACCAGAGCUUGCAGGGGAAUGACUUGCUUGAAGAUUCCCCUUAUGAGCCAGUUAACAGCAGACUAUCAGACAUAUUCAGACUAGCACCAAUUGUAUCAGUGGAGCCAGUACUUUCAAAGGGGAACAAUUGCUUGGAUGCAGCCAAAGCUUGUAACCUAAAUGAUACCUGCAAGAGGUUCAGAUCUGCUUACAUAACCCCCUGCACCAGCAGCACGUCUAAUGAGAUCUGUAACAAGCGGAAGUGUCAUAAGGCCCUCCGGCUAUUUUUUGACAAGGUCCCCCCAAAGCACAGCUACGGGAUGCUCUUCUGCUCCUGUCGAGACGUAGCCUGUACAGAAAGGAGACGGCAGACUAUUGUUCCUGUGUGUUCAUAUGAGGACAGGGAGAAACCAAACUGCCUGAAUUUGCAAGAGUCCUGCAAGAAGAAUUACAUCUGCAGAUCUCGCCUUGCAGAUUUCUUCACAAACUGCCAGCCUGAGUCACGCUCUGUUAGUAGCUGUCUGAAGGAGAACUAUGCUGACUGCCUGCUCGCUUACUCGGGGCUCAUUGGCACCGUGAUGACACCCAACUACAUCGACUCCAGCAGCCUCAGCGUGGCCCCGUGGUGCGACUGCAGCAACAGUGGCAACGACAUAGAUGAAUGCCUGAAAUUUCUGAAUUUCUUCCAGGACAACAUAUGCCUUAAAAAUGCAAUUCAGGCCUUCGGAAAUGGCACUGAUGUGAACGUCUGGCAGCCAAUUUUACCAGUACAGACCACUACAGCCACAACUACAACAGCUUCCAGACUUAAAAACACAGGGUCAGAGACCACCAACAACGAAAUACCCUCCCACAAUGAUUCACCAGCAUGUGCAAACCUGCAGGCACAGAAGAAGCGAAAAUCCAACGAAUCUGUAGAUACAGAGCUCUGUCUUAAUGAGAACGCUCUGGGGAAGGACAACACAGCGGGAGUCUCCACCAGUCACAUAUCCGCGGAGAAUUCCCUGGCUCUUCCUACCAGCUUCUGUCUAAGCACACAGCUCACCCUGAUGGCACUUGCACUCUCACUCUCUUUGUCCCUAAGCUCAUCAGUCGUCUUAUAGGCAUUACAAAAGGACGUGUUAAAAGAAAAAAAAAAAAAAAAAGUUAAAAAAAAAUAAAUCUGUUUGCUGUCCUCUGUUGUUUAUCUGGAAUUCCAGGUCUGGGAGCUAAGAUGAGGCACUCCUGCUAGAACAGUCUCAGUCAGCUGGAAUUUUUUUUUUUUUUUUCUCUCUCUAAAAAAAGCUUCUUGUGAUAUUUAGAGGCUUUGUGAAAUACUUGGUGCAGUGCUACAUUCCAAACCCAAAAGGCUUUUGGGCAUGCAGUGUUUUAAAGAGACAGUGUGUAAAUUUGCCUGUAAAGCGACCUGGUUGGAUUAUUUUAAUAAUUAUUAUUUUAAUUCUGGCUUUUACCUGAGAAAGAAGAUAAUGGUUUUCUUAAAAUCUUGUUUAUCUCAUUGAAUGAUUUUGGUUUUCAAAUUGAUUGAACUUCAGACUAUCAAGGAUGCCAGGCUUUUGUCUAAUGGUGAAUGUUCUCCCAGAGAGUGGACUUUAUGAAACUUCUUCAUUUGAUAAAUCGCUACUGAUGUUAAACUCUUUCAGUGUGUUAGCAUUUUCCUCUUUAAAUGUUUACGUACUGUAAGUGAUUCUGCGUUCCCUGCUGAGAAGCCAUUAUAAUUCACAUACAGGUAUAAUGUAUGUCUUUCAGUUAAAUUCUCAUCAAAGUAGAGUGUGGCGUAGAACCUUCUAACAGUACAUUUAUCGUUUAAUUAUAAUCAUCUAGCCUUAACAAGAGUGAAGAUUCUUUACAUUAGCAAGAUGCAGCCAUUGUGAAAGCUUGAUAAAGAUACAUUUCUUUAAAUAUGAGGAACAAAUUUUGCUACAGGGUUUCAGCUGUACAGUAUAUGGUCUUCUAUGCUUCCGUUGUGAUAAUAUAGUCAGUUAUUAUACUCUUUGUUUAAUAAAAAAUGACAUACAGUUUAA